Anopheles marshallii is the source of this 696-nucleotide messenger RNA. RefSeq lists its product as uncharacterized. The transcript has 3 exons. The coding region runs from base 1 to 696 and encodes 231 amino acids. NCBI's taxonomy places the organism in Eukaryota, Metazoa, Arthropoda, Insecta, Diptera, Culicidae. The record is from RefSeq and is a predicted model, not a curated record.
AUGGCCCCUUCGUUUGUUCGCCGGUACGGUCAAAGAGUGUUUUUUGUUACUACAUGGCACCUGGUGACGGUGGCAGUUACUCUGGGUGCAGUUGUUUCCGCACGCAACGAUAACGUCACCGACAGCGGCAUGCUGUACGAUGACCAUUUGAAGUGGAACGAUUAUCGCUAUUUGGAAGGUCUGCCGCUGGACCAAUUACUUCUACUGCAGCGCAAAGUCGGUGAGCUGGGAAGCGGUUUCUUUUCCAACGCCACCACCAGUGAGCCGCUGGCAGAAGCACGCGAAAUGCCCGAGGGUGAUCUCACGGACAAAAACGAACGCCGCCAUAUGUACGCAUCGCCGCUAAAGAUGCAAAACCCGGUGGACAGGAGGUCCUCCGCUGAGCCGUGGAACACCAAACCGUCCAAGGUUCAAAAAAUAUUUCAAAUUAGCAUCACAGGUUUAGCUUUUUUGGCAUUUGCUGGUUACCUGCUGUGCAUGAUCGUACAGGCCAUCAAGAGCAAAGGUACAACUUACUACCAUCCCACGAUCACCGGUACGGCCACCUUAACGUCGGCGAUCAAAAAGCGUAAACCAUUCAUGCGCCGCAAGCGAGACCUGACCUACAUAACGCCCUUGGAUGGGUACGAUGCGGUACAGUUGCAUCAGAUGCUUGUUACCUUUGCUGAACGGUAUGCAAACGCCCCCGGAAGCUGA